Messenger RNA from Jatropha curcas, 1745 nucleotides. Lineage: Eukaryota; Viridiplantae; Streptophyta; Magnoliopsida; Malpighiales; Euphorbiaceae. The record is from RefSeq and is a predicted model, not a curated record.
GGCUUGCAUUUGCUAUUUUAUUUAUUUCAAUAUUUGGAUGCAGUUUGUUGAAACUGAGAUGGGAGCAAAAGUGAAUGCUAAACUUGUUGAUAGGAUGGGGGGCUUUGUUCCUAUGCAAAUGGUGAUCAAAGGUGCUUUUGAGCUUAUCAGUGAUGAGAGCAAAGCUUCCUCUUGUCUUUGGAUUACAAAUCGUAGGGGCAUGGAGUAUUGGCCCACUCCUGAAGAAGAAAAAAAAUACUUAGUUGGUUCUUCACCUUCCAAGAAAAGGUUGUUGUUUCAAGGUCCAGUGAAACUACAACUUCCUCAGAGUUUUGAGAAAAUAGUUGUCCAUACCUUGGACCACAAUUUCCGCAAAGCUACCCGUGUUGUAUGCACACCACUGCAAUUACCCAUCGGACCACAUCAAGUUCUAGUGAAAAUAAUUUAUGCUGGUGUAAAUGCUAGUGAUGUAAACUUCAGCUCUGGACGAUAUUUCACUGGUAACAAAAAUGACAUUAGUUCCCGACUUCCAUUUGAUGCUGGUUUCGAGGCAGUGGGAAUAAUUGCAGCACUGGGAGAAUCUGUUCGUGACUUGAAAAUUGGUACUCCAGCUGCAAUUAUGACUUUUGGAAGUUAUGCUGAAUUCACAGUGGUUCCAGCAAAACACAUCCUUCCUGUGCCAAGACCAGAUCCUGAAGUUGUUGCCAUGCUUACUUCAGGAUUAACAGCUUCAAUUGCUCUAGAAAAGGCUGGACAGAUGGAAACUAGAAAAGUAGUUCUUGUCACUGCUGCUGCAGGAGGGACUGGGCAAUUUGCUGUCCAGCUUGCAAAGUUGGCAGGAAAUAAAGUAGUUGCAACCUGUGGAGGUAAGGAAAAGGCAAUGCUGUUGAAAGAACUGGGAGUUGAUCGAGUCAUAGACUAUAAAGCUGAAAAUAUAAAAACUGUUCUAAAGGAGGAGUUUCCUAAAGGUGUUGACAUCAUAUAUGAGUCUGUUGGAGGUGACAUGUUUGACCUGUGUCUGAAUGCUUUAGCAGUCCACGGGCGACUUAUUGUAAUUGGAAUGAUUUCCCAGUAUCAAGGAGAGCAUGGAUGGAGGCCAUCAAAUUAUACUGGGCUCUGUGAGAAGAUUUUAGCAAAAAGUCAAACUGUGGCUGGAUUUUUCUUAGUCCAAUAUGGUCACUUAUGGCAACAGCAUCUGGACAGACUAUUUAAUCUUUUCUCUACAGGAAAGCUUAAGGUUUCUGUCGACCCAAAAAGAUUUAAUGGUGUCCGAGCUGUUGCAGAUGCUGUCGAGUAUCUUCACUCUGGUAAAAGCGUUGGCAAGGUGGUUGUAUGUAUUGAUCCAACCUUCAGCGAACAAACCGCAAAACUAUGACCAUUUGUUGUGAGCGAGUCUGAAGAGGUUUGUCAAAGAUUGCUGCAGUCGAUCUACACAGAAAGCAACCAUGUGAAGGAGGAAAAAUGAAAUUGAAGAAAGAAAUAAAAAGAACAUGAGAAUAUUGAUUGUACUGAUUCCUGGACACCAACUUACUUUGAGGUUUUAUGCUAGUUAUCAAACAGCUGGUAAUUUUCUUUUAAAGCAAAAUAGCAUUUGAUAUGAAUGCACCUGGUGCAGUAGAAAUCGGAUUUACAGAGUAAUGGGUUACACAUUAAUGUGAAAGAAUGUACUACACCAUCAAAAGACUAAACUACAUCACAUCAGCUCUAUGCAUCAUCAUAAUCUAAACAAUUGACACAAAUAAAGUGUAUUAGUGUUACUUUAAAAA